CCUCCUCCUACUCUCCCUCCCAGGCCACCAGCCUCGGCGGGACCCAGCUUUCGUAUCCCUCCGAGCAUUCCCAAGCGGCCUGGCCCACCAUCUCCCAUCAUUCUCAGUCGCGCACACAGCGUUGGACAUGUGGCGCACAGCUCGGAUGCCAACCGUCCGCCGGCGGCGGCGGCCGCCGCCGCCACAACGUCAACCGGAAUACUGGAGGAUCAGGAAACGGCGCCACCCGCCACUGGGCCACCCUAGAUGCGCGGCGGACCACUAUGGCCACCAUCAUGGGACAGGCGCAUGUAGGACAGGAGGCACCACGCCUACAUCUUUACUGUAGUAUACACAGGCAUCAUAUCGAGCUAGCGCGUCCUCGUGCCUCCGAAUCCGGAGGCGCUCCGCAUCUCUCCACCACCCGGCUCAUCGUCACGCAGUCCACGCGGGGCGCGAGAGAUGUCGAAGGCGUCUUGUGCCCCGCCACCUCCCAUGCCGCCGAGCCACCCGCGGCGGCCUGGCUGCGACGGUCCAGCUUGGGCGUUCAGGGGCACCUGCGGUGCUGGACGCGUUGCGCGAUUGUACGCCGCGGUCGCGGCCGCGCCGGCGGCGAGGCCAGUCCAGAAGCCAGGACCAGACCCCGUGCCGGAGGAGGAGGCGGUAGAGUCGGGGAAGCGCUUGUACGGAGGAGGUGCGUCGCCGCCUGGAUUCGUCCACCACCACCUCCCGUCUCCUCCGCCGCCAGGCCCCCCUCCUCCGCCCGGGCCUCCUCCUCCUCCUCCUCCACCACCACCCCCUGCUCCUCCAUGGCCACCGAGCCGCCGUCCGUCUCCUCCAAACGCGCGGCGGGGCCAAAAGAUCUUGUACAGGACAUAGACCGCGCUGGCGACGAAAGCCCACCAGAUCAGAUUGUCCCAUAUGUCCUUUGAUCCUGCCGUUAGACACCGUUGGCGUCGAUCCAGCCUACCUGCAGCUGGCACACCGCGCGCCUCAAUGGAAGGCACGAGUUCGUACUCGAGCGCACAAGACCCAGCGAGGAUAUCGGAAUCGCCGGGCUUGGCCCAUCCCUCGCAGACGACCUCGAGCUGUCCGAAAGAAAGAGAGGACGGGAGGUCUGCGGUGCAAGCCCACUGCGGCGACACACCGUCAUGCCCCUCCUGCCGGCACUGGACCACGCGUGGGGCGUAUUGGCAGUACUUGCCAUUGCAGGUCAGCUGAGCUGGGUGUUAGUGUGA
This is a messenger RNA of Cutaneotrichosporon oleaginosum, 1217 nucleotides long. The record is from RefSeq and is a predicted model, not a curated record. NCBI's taxonomy places the organism in Eukaryota, Fungi, Basidiomycota, Tremellomycetes, Trichosporonales, Trichosporonaceae.